CUAGCUCUUUCUUCAGUCAUCUCCAAGAGCGGCAAGUGAGCACGCACCUCUGGUCAAACCAGCAAGCAACCUCUCCAGCUGCAUCCACAUCAUUUACAGCAAGAGCUGCAAACUAGCUUCACAGCACACACAUAUAAUUCCAGCAAUCCUGCAAACCCUUCACGCCGUUGCAGACUAGGAUUAAAGCAUCUGAUCAUCAAUCCAAGGAAAAAGCAAAUUUCGUUGACAGCGCACCAGUCUGGGUUUACAGCCCCGGAUAGGUAUUUUUAUUGUCUCCUUUUUGCCUUGCUGCUAGGAAUCAUGUCCGAAAUUUUGCCCUACGGUGAUGAGAAGAUGGCUCAUUUCGGAGCCGAAGGCGACGUCAGCCAGAUCUCUUUCAGCUGCCGCCUACAAGACACUAAUAGCUUCUUUGGGGGAUCCCAAGCCAAGAGGCCACCAAAACUGGGACAGAUCGGAAGAGCUAAGAGAGUUGUUAUUGAAGACGACAGAAUAGACGAAGUCCUUAAGGGAAUGUCUGAUAAGUCCUCGCCUGGGGUGUAAGUUGAAGUGGAGCCCUGCACCGACCUGCAGACUGUUUUCACUGAUUUUUAAAGCACUUUUGGCUGUGCAUGUUUGUGGACUGUGGUCACAGAAAGAAGGAGAGAAGUGUUGGGGUUGCUGGCAAAUCUCCAAAACCAAAUCAACCCAAACCAAUGCGCAGUAAUUGAAAGAGGAGGCGUAUGCCUUGGCUUUUUACUCCAGAACAAAAAAGCAACAAGAAGGGGACUGCACACAUACAUCUCAGUAUACCAUUGCCAACGCGCUGUAAACUGGAAUCCUUCCAUUGUCCACCAUCAUUUUCAACCACUCUGUGGCUAGAAGUUGUCUCUUUUUCCAAAACAAUAAUAGUAAUAAUAACUGGUUUGUGAUGUACUGUCAUGUGGGAAUUAUUACAUACCAUGCAAGAGAUCUAAAUCGAGUUGUGGCUUUAGUACCUUGAGAUUUUCCUGUUUACUAAUAAAGGGAGCUAUCCCUUUAGCACGGUGAAGUUUCUUCCACUGGGACAUGCUUGCUGUCCAUUUCAGUACUACGCUACUCUGACUUGCCGUCCACUUCAGCACUAUGCGUCCUUUUCUCGUUCCUUGCCGCAGGAGCUGUCUUUUCAGCACUACAUUGCAACAAAUUUCUCCAUCACACGUUAUCUCUGAAAAAGUACUUCAGCUACACAGUCGAAAUAUAAACCUCACUCUAAUUCCAACUCGAAGAUUGGAUUGAUUAGAAUUGGAAAGUUAAGGGUUGAUACUAAAGAUCAACUCAUUUUCAUUUUAAAUUUGACCUUAUUAAAUACUUAAAAAGCUACAUAAUUUAAUACACUUUAAAUGAAAUAUGGCCAGUUUGCAUACCAGCAGAUCGGAAGCCAAAAAAUCACAAGCCAGCAGAGACGGAAAGAAAGUAGACAAAAGAAGGACCUAUACAAUUUUUUUCUGUUAAAAAAGACAUUUUAUUCCAUCUUCUUGCAUGUGCUUCCGAUGUUGGUGCCCACCUUUGGUGCCAUUGGUCAUACCCACUCGGGCACGCUUCUUUUUACAGAUUUCCUCAUAUUUGUAUUUUUAUAUCCAGAUAUUUGUUAAAAAUGAUAUGCUAGCCUAAAGAAGUCUUAUAUUGCAUCAAAGAAUGUUGGUAUUUUUUUUUCUUUCAUUAGAGUGUACAGAGUAGAUUGUACAGAAAAAUAAAAUGAUGCAACUGUUAAUUGUUUGUUUACUGUAUACCAGUAUUGGACAAGACUUAUUGAAUGUGUUUAGGGUUUUGCACACAUCAAUGUGAAAUGACAUAUUUAAGAGAAGAUGAAAAUACUUAUACUGUGAUUUAAGCUCUGUUUAUGGAAAUGCUAGGAACUGACACAUUUAGAAAAUACAAUUGCACUGUUUACGAAAUUGUUCAAAUAACGUGCUGUUAUUUGGCUUUUCAUUUCUUGGAACAUUAGAACUUGUGUUUUAAUUUGAUAUUUUUUGUACUCUUUCUUUUGAAAAGUGUAUUAUAUGAUGUGCAUGAAACCUUAAUAUUUUCAAUAAUAGAGCGCCAUUUGAAAAAAUACAAGGAAGCAAAAAAGUCAUGACAUUCUAAGAAUGAGUCAUUGUAAAUUUUAAUACCAUUUUCACUGUAUUUGGUGAAUAAACAAAUAAAAUGAAUGAAACUA
This is a messenger RNA of Protopterus annectens (West African lungfish), 2176 nucleotides long. It is a transcript of the gene CAMK2N2, whose product is annotated as calcium/calmodulin dependent protein kinase II inhibitor 2. The record is from RefSeq and is a predicted model, not a curated record. The transcript has 2 exons. Lineage: Eukaryota; Metazoa; Chordata; Ceratodontiformes; Protopteridae. The coding region runs from base 301 to 540 and encodes 79 amino acids. Gene Ontology annotation, molecular function: calcium-dependent protein kinase inhibitor activity; protein kinase binding. Gene Ontology annotation, biological process: negative regulation of protein kinase activity.